AAACACUUUCUCCCACAGAACCACUUCUCCUACUACUUCAUCCAUCACUGAAAAGCCACUUCUGCUGCUUCUUCAUCGUCGCAGGAGAGAGAGAGAGAGAGAGAGAGAGAGAGAGAGAAUGGCUUCUUCUGUAGUUCUGAAAACCAGUUUCCUCCCAUUGCUCCAUUCUCAAGAUGGGUAUUCUUCUUUGAAUCCUUUAAGCGCGACCAUAAGUACCUCUCUUGCAACCAAAAGGCAAAAGUUUUGUCAGGCGACAGCAAGUUGGGACAACAGUCAUGCAAUUGACAACAACAUCCUCAGAAACGAAGUGAUCCAGCAAGCCCAAGAGGAGAAUGGACAGUUCGUAAAAGCCCUGAAUUUCUCCGGAGAGAAGCCCUUCACUCCAAUCUUAGACACCGUUAACUACCCUAUUCACAUGAAGAAUCUCUCCCUUCAGGAACUUGAGAAGUUGGCAGAUGAACUCCGAGAAGACAUAGUGUAUACGGUGUCGAAGACUGGAGGUCACCUGAGUUCAAGCCUAGGAGUAGCCGAGCUAACUGUUGCACUUCACCAUGUAUUCAACACACCUGAAGACAAAAUCAUAUGGGAUGUUGGACAUCAGACAUACCCACAUAAGAUAUUGACUGGUAGGAGAUCAAGAAUGCACACCAUACGACAAACGUGUGGGCUAGCAGGUUUCCCAAAGAGGGAGGAGAGUGUACAUGAUGCUUUUGGAGCUGGCCACAGUUCUACUAGCAUUUCUGCUGGCUUAGGGAUGGCGGUGGGAAGGGACUUGUUGGGGAAGAACAACCAUGUAAUCUCGGUGAUAGGCGACGGAGCGAUGACGGCAGGACAAGCAUACGAGGCCAUGAACAAUGCAGGAUACCUUGACAGCAACCUCAUUAUCAUAUUGAAUGAUAACGGCCAGGUUUCUCUGCCCACAGCCACCGUUGACGGCCCUGCCCCUCCUGUUGGAGCUCUAAGCAAAACCCUCACCAGACUGCAGUCGAGUAGAAAGAUCCGUCAACUACGCGAAGCUGCAAAAGGCAUCACCAAGCAGAUAGGAAGCCAGACACACAAAAUUGCGGCCAAAGUGGAUUCGUACAUGCGAGGGAUGGUUGCUGGAUCUGAGGGUUGUUUAUUUGAGGAACUUGGAUUGUACUAUAUUGGUCCUGUGGAUGGCCAUAAUGUGGAAGACCUAGUUCGUAUCUUGAAGAAGAUCAAGGCCAUGCCUGCCCCUGGUCCAGUUCUCAUCCACAUUGUAACAGAGAAGGGAAAGGGAUAUGCUCCUGCUGAAGUCGCAGCUGAUAAAAUGCAUGGAGUGGUGAAGUUCGAUCCAAAGUCAGGGAAGCAAUUCAAGGCCAAACCAAAGACCCUUUCAUACACUCAGUACUUUGCGGAGUCCUUAAUUGCAGAGGCAGAGAGUGAUGACAAGGUAGUAGCCAUUCAUGCUGCAAUGGGUGGAGGAACUGGGCUGAAUCUGUUUCAGAAACACUUCCCGGAUAGAUGUUUCGAUGUUGGAAUCGCAGAACAACAUGCUGUGACCUUUGCUGCUGGUCUAGCCACUGAAGGUCUCAAGCCCUUUUGUGCCAUUUACUCUUCUUUUCUACAGAGAGGUUACGAUCAGGUAGUUCAUGAUGUGGAUCUUCAAAAGCUCCCAGUGAGAUUUGCUAUGGACAGGGCCGGCCUUGUUGGUGCAGAUGGUCCCACCCAUUGCGGAGCUUUUGACACCACUUUCAUGGCUUGUUUACCAAACAUGGUGGUGAUGGCUCCUUCUUGUGAGGCUGAACUCACGCACAUGGUGGCCACAGCUGCAGCCAUUGAUGAUAGGCCUAGCUGCUUUAGGUACCCUAGAGGCAACGGCAUUGGCUCCAUUCUUCCACUGAACAACAAAGGCAUCCCUUUGGAGGUUGGAAGGGGAAGAGUGGUAAGAGAGGGAAGCAGGGUGGCCAUUUUGGGCUACGGAACAAUAGUCCAAAACUGUCUAGCAGCCGCACAGCUGCUUCAAGCGCUUGACAUUUCAAUAACUGUGGCCGAUGCAAGAUUUUGCAAACCUCUUGAUGGGAAUUUGAUAAGACAACUAGCUCAAGAGCAUGAGGUUCUUAUCACUGUGGAAGAAGGAUCCAUUGGAGGUUUCAGCUCUCAUGUCUCCCAUUACAUGGGGUUGAACGGAUUGCUUGAUGGAAAUCUCAAGUGGAGAGCUAUGGUUCUUCCAGACAGAUACAUAGACCAUGGAGCACAUGGAGACCAGAUUGAAGAGGCUGGACUCAGUUCCAAACAUAUUGCUGCCACUGUUUUGUCCCUCGUGGGCAGCAAGGAGAGCCUCCGUCUUCUCAACUUAUAGAGAUUUCCGUUAAGAAAAAAAGAGAGCUCAAACUAAGCACUUUGCAUGCUCAAUCAUCUGGGAAUAGUUCUCUUAUUCCCUGUAAAUAAAUGAAAGGGAACGUGGUGGUAUCAGUUGAAAACCCCGCGUUUUGUACAACUCAUAUAUGAUGUAACUAUGUUUAUAAACCUUGCUUUUGCAUUAUCUAUACUGAAAUUUCUAUUUUGCUACC
This is a messenger RNA of Rhododendron vialii, 2534 nucleotides long. RefSeq names its product probable 1-deoxy-D-xylulose-5-phosphate synthase 2, chloroplastic. The transcript has 10 exons. NCBI's taxonomy places the organism in Eukaryota, Viridiplantae, Streptophyta, Magnoliopsida, Ericales, Ericaceae. Gene Ontology annotation, biological process: terpenoid biosynthetic process. Bases 119 to 2323 code for a protein of 734 amino acids. Gene Ontology annotation, molecular function: 1-deoxy-D-xylulose-5-phosphate synthase activity. The record is from RefSeq and is a predicted model, not a curated record.